Messenger RNA from Alternaria conjuncta, 2166 nucleotides. RefSeq lists its product as uncharacterized. The coding region runs from base 1 to 2166 and encodes 721 amino acids. Lineage: Eukaryota; Fungi; Ascomycota; Dothideomycetes; Pleosporales; Pleosporaceae. The record is from RefSeq and is a predicted model, not a curated record. The transcript is spliced from 3 exons.
AUGUCACUUGCUGUUGCAACGGCGGCGCCCACCUUCAGCGCGCUCAAUAAGCCCCAGAAACGCGCGCUCAUUCUCCGCGACCAACUUCGCUAUGUUGACCCGACACAUCUGAACACAUUCAUCGAGGGCCUAAGCAACGACGAGCCACCCACAUACACUAGUGUGAAUGGGGUGGUCAAGCCUGAUCUGGUCUUUGUUACCCUCAAAGAAGAGGCCACUCGUUUCGAUCUCGGAAAUGUCAUACUACCGGAAGAAAAGAACGCCAUACACCGUAUCUACCUAAUGGUGGAGGAUAACCAAGUCCAGAUGCACGUUGAAGAUCCAUUGCCUCUGGAGGAGGAUGAACUCGAUUCUCAUCCCAUUCAUGGCUUCAUUGCUCGCGGUAUGGUACCUUUGUUCAAAGAGAAGUAUCAGAUUCUCUACAUAAGGGUGAACAAGAUCAAUGAGGCGAGGCGGGCUGCUUACAACAUGCCAAGCCAGGCACCGUUACUGUUCGAUGACGGAGAGACCCUUACUAGGCUCAACCCGAUGAAGGCUGAGAACGACCGCGCUCCUACUCACACGAGGAAGUCACGAAAGCGGCGUCCGAACGACGAGGUCAUUCCCCAUGUCUCCAACAAGCGCAAGCGCGCUGGUCUCGACAUAAUUCCGGAGGAUGUGAAGAGCAACAUCUUUAACACCAUCCCGAGCAAUAUCAAGGUCGACCUCUUCAAUUCAGUCGUCAAGACUGCGUUCCCCAACUUCAACAAUCUCAUGAUUGCGUCUUGGAACGUGGUCACGAUCUACUCUUCUUGUGGUAGCGACUUCCCGGAAUUACAUACGGCCAUUGUCGAUCUGAAGAGUGUCCUUCAAGAUUUCGACGAGACUUUUGGUCAACGCGUGGAUCGCGUCACGCCUAGUUACAGGCACGACUUUGGUGGGCCUUCGAGGGAUCGUAGAGAUGGAAACGGUGACCAAGACCGAGGUUCUACCCAGGAUCCAAGCCGUCGUCACGAUCACCAAGACAAACACAGUCAUCGCGAUGGAAACAACUCCAGGACUCCCGUUCCCCCCUUUGUACGAAACGGAGCAGGGAACGCUGAACAGCUCGGCAAUGCCACUGCCAAUGAUUCGGCCCAGUUCGAAGAUGACAUGGAAGUUCCUGUCGAUGACGUCGAAAACAUUGACGACGUGGCGGAACCUGAGAUGUCACCACCACGCGCGCUCCAGUCGUCUCAAGCCCAUGGAGAUUCAGACGAUGAUUCAGACGACGAUGAUGAUGAAAUUCCUCCUGUGGAUCCCCGCUCCACUCAGCGACUUGCAAACCAGAGCGUGGCUCGCCAGUCCCACCCAGAGCGUACCCCAGAAAUCCAUGAUAGAGGAAGCGUUACUACGUCGGCAAAGCCAUCACCGGGCCCACAGUACACUCAGCAAGCUCGCGAAGUCAACGGAGAGCCCCAAGAGCAGUUCGUCGACGAAGCAGAUGCUGAGGAUAGUGCUCUUGUCAUAUCUCAGACAGCAGGUUCAGAAUUGGCACGUCGUCGUGAGGAGUACGCGUCCUCUGUGCAGAAGAAGUCUCAGAGCGAAGCCCUCACUACUAAAACCAGGGCUGUAUCUAGCCCCCGGAAUGCAGCGAUUCCCGAGCAACCGCUUGUAGACGAGGCCGACUCCCAUUCCGAGCAUGAUCAGCCUGUACCACAGCUCGACGAUAGUCCCCCUGCCAUUCCGACUUCCAGUUCGCCAACUUCGCCACCUCCGCUAAAGAAGAGGAAGAAGGAUCGCGAAGCCGAGUACAGUGCCGCCCAGCUAGAAAAGAAGUACCAGGAGCGCAAGGCCCACAUCCUCCACUCUUUCCAGAACGACAUGAACAAGGUGCCACAGAAGGCCCGCAAGAACCUUCGAGAGAUGGAGGCCCUGAUCGAGCAGCGCAAGAAGUAUGAGGCGCAGGAGCAAGUUGACAAAAGCAACAGUAAAUCAGGACAGACUGUGCGCCCAGGUACCACCGCCGGUGGCAUGUUCGGCAACUACAACACAAAGUCCCUCGGCAAGUCUAUGCUGGGCCCCAAGAAACCGACGAACAUCGCACCAGUGGCCAAUAUGUUCCCCAACGGCACUAGAAAGGACCCGAGAGAUAGCGUCUCCAAGGGUACGAUGGGGACUACUCCCCCGUACGGCCGCGGCCGUUAA